CGAAGACACGCCUCCUAUUUUUGUUCUGUUCGAAAUGGAAAAGGCUGUUCCAUUGCGGCCCACCACCUCGAAAGGAACAAAAAAAAUCUAGUUAAUGUAUUUGUCUUGUUCCUGGGGACUCCAUUCGCUGGGCGGAGUCAAUAAGUUGACUAGCCCGGAAAAAAGUCAUGCGUUUGUGUGAGUCAGAUGUCUCCAUUUCUGUACUGCUUUUGGCCUCGAGAAUGAUGACAUGUGUAGGUAACGGUCGAUUUGCCCCAAACUUUAAAUUACCGGAGCGAAGACGUUAAUCUAUGCUGGGUUACCUAAGAAGGAGAUGGAUGGGUCUGAGCCAGCAGAGAGCUCUCAAUGGGACGGUAGAUGUGGAGGCAGUUGGACGGCCAAACUGCGCGGCUACAAGCUGAAAGACGUUUUCACAUGGCGUCUACUAAAGACCAUCGCCAUGGGGCAGGCUCUGUCCAUGCUGAUUUGCGGCACAGCAGUCUGCUGCCAGUACCUGGCCGAAGCGGGGGUGGAGACGCCCAUGCUCCAGAGCUUCCUCAACUACGUCCUGCUGCUGCUCACCUACACAGCUUCGCUCAGCCUCCAGAAAGAUGAUAGGAAUAUGUUUCAGAUUUUAAAAACAAAAUGGUGGCGGUAUUUACUGAUGGGGCUGACCGAUGUUGAGGCCAACUACGCUGUAGUGAAAGCGUACCAGUUUACAACGUUGACCAGCAUACAGCUGUUGGACUGCUUUGUGAUCCCAGUGUUAAUGGUGCUCUCCUGGAUCUUCCUCAAGACACGCUAUAGCCUGGUGCACUUUGUGGCUGUGUCCGUGUGUUUGCUUGGAGUGGGGGCCAUGGUAGGGGCUGACCUACUGGCUGGGAGAGACCAGGGAUCCACCAGUGAUGUGUUGCUAGGAGACGGUCUGGUACUGGUGAGUGCUGCACUGUAUGCAGUGUCUAACGUGUGUCAGGAAUACACUGUGAAGAACCUCAGCCGGGGGGAGUUCCUGGGCAUGAUGGGGCUGUUUGGUACCUUGAUCAGCGGCAUACAGCUGGCUGUAUUGGAAACCAACGCAGUAGCAGAUAUAAAAUGGAACUGGAAAAUCAUCCUGCUGUUUGCGGCCUAUGCCUUCUGCAUGUAUGCCCUGUACAGCUUCAUGCCCCUGGUAGUCAAGAUGACCAGUGCCACAGCAGUCAAUCUCUCCCUGCUAACCUCUGACCUCUUCAGCCUCUUUUGUGGCAUGUUCCUCUUCCACUUUGCUUUCUCAGGCCUGUACAUUGUGUCAUUUGUGGUAAUCACUGUGGGCUUUGUAAUGUUCAACGCCAUGCCCACCUACACACCUGUGCCUGAGUUGACCUCCAUCGGCGAAGAGUUUGAGGAGCUGAGGGGGAAGGUCUACCUGAAAGACUACGAGCCAGGAGAGACCACCACAGAAGUGCUACUGGAGGGAAGGGGGACAGAAGAGACUGAGACGCUGACAUGCUUCACAGAAGAACACGGCACAAAGAUGUAACCCAAAAGAUUAGUGUGAAUUUGCCGAGUUAGUUCUGCAUUUCCCCCCAACAAUGGUUAUGUUCUGGAUAGGGGGAGGGGAGGUCUUAUAUCUAUAUUAAGGCUGUUCCAUAGUUUAAAAUGCAUAGAUCUACAAGUAUUUGGGCUAGUGGACACCAGGGGUGACAAUUAGCCAGUAUGUAGUCCCGUCAGAAUAAAUAUUGGAGGUAUGCUUUACUGGUAAAACAUGACUCACACUCAUUUUCCAAGCACAACUGCUGCAACUAGUCCUAAUAACAGUUGUUGAAUUGCAUUACAAUGUCGAUUGUUACAAGUGAUUUUUGUAACAGUCCCUUUUUCUUCACCAAACAUACCUGGGUAGCUGACUGGAGCACCCUUAAAGGGAUUAUUUAAAGGUUCAGCCUGGGUACAUGAUCAAACAAACUGUACUUAGAAAUAUGCAGGGUAACUGUGGAGCAGCCUUUACUCCCAUUAAGGAGCAUUCCAUCUGGAUCGACCUUUAGGGGAACCCUUAGACCAGAGCGUAGCUCGCCUCCUACAGACCAAUGAUACUUGCAAAUGAAUCCUACUCCCAGAUCUGUUUAUUCCAUGACAUUGCAAUGACCAUAAAAGUUGUCUAUACAGCACCAGCAGUUUCUUUGUGACCAGGCUAGUGCCCUAUGUACUGUUACCGAUAGUUUAUGAGACGUCAAACUCCAGAAACAAUGUAUGUACGUUCAUUACCAAUGCAUACGAAGACAUGCCAUUGUAGAUUCAUAUGCACCUCUGCCUACAGCAAAUUAUUAGUUGGCUUGCAUUUUCCCAUUCAGACCAACUGCCCAUAGCAGAGUUUUACAUGUUGAAUCAGGACCAACUACAAGCAAUUAUGUCAAGGGGUGAACAGUCUUUAAAGUACACAUAGAUUGUUAGGUUGGCAGUAAUUGGAUAGGUACCUAUUAUAGGUGAAUAGAAGCAUUUGUGCUUUUUCCUUUUGUAUUUUUCUAACACUUAUGUUCUGCCUUCUUUUUAAACAAAUCAGUGUGUGGUGUUUAUUUUUUUUAAAUAUUUCUUUUAAUAUUUUUCAAAGCACAUUAGAAAUGGCAGGUCCUAUAUAUUUAUUUGAGCUGUUCCAGGUUGCUACAACCAACAUAGUCAACAGUUGUCACUGUCUUUUUAUGAUUUUGGUGCCGCAGAUCUUCUGAAAAUAAGGUAAAUGGAUACAUUUCAUUUUUGUCUGCCAAAAAUAUCCCUUUGCAAAAGUUCUAUUUAUUGAUGAUAAUAAAGUUUUCUAUUAUCUUGUA
Messenger RNA from Esox lucius (northern pike), 2774 nucleotides. RefSeq names its product solute carrier family 35 member F2 (gene slc35f2). Bases 314 to 1495 code for a protein of 393 amino acids. Gene Ontology annotation, molecular function: transmembrane transporter activity. Gene Ontology annotation, biological process: transmembrane transport. NCBI's taxonomy places the organism in Eukaryota, Metazoa, Chordata, Actinopteri, Esociformes, Esocidae. The transcript has 9 exons. The record is from RefSeq and is a predicted model, not a curated record. Gene Ontology annotation, cellular component: membrane.